AUGAGCAAAACGAUCACUUUCGUCACCGGCAACAGCAACAAGCUUAAAGAAGUGAUUGCCAUUUUGGGCGGCCAGCCUAAACCUGAAGGAUCCAAAGUAGGUAAUUUCACCGUUGUCAAUAAGUCUCUUGAUCUCGAUGAAGUUCAAGGCACCAUUGAAACUGUCACCAUUCACAAAGCCAAAGAGGCAGCCAGGCAGGUCAAUGGCGCUGUUUUGGUGGAAGACACGUGUCUUGCAUUCAAUGCCAUGAAUGACUUGCCUGGGCCGUACAUUAAGUGGUUUUUGAAAGCCAUAGGACUUCAAGGACUUGUAGACAUGCUUUACAAGUUUGAAGAUAAGGGAGCAAAGGCAGUGUGCACAUUUGGCUACUGUGAAGGUCCGGAGAGUGAAGUCAAGUUGUUUCAGGGCAUCACUAAGGGUAAGAUCGUCGACAGCAGGGGACCUACGGAUUUUGGUUGGGACUCAGUGUUUGAGCCAGAGGGAUUCAACGAGACGUAUGCUGAAAUGGAUAAGAGCUUGAAGAAUACAAUUUCCCAUAGGUUUAGGGCGUUGGACAAGUUGAGAGAGUUUCUCAAAAGUCAAGAGUAA
Messenger RNA from Candidozyma auris, 588 nucleotides. RefSeq names its product nucleoside triphosphate pyrophosphohydrolase HAM1 (gene HAM1). Lineage: Eukaryota; Fungi; Ascomycota; Pichiomycetes; Serinales; Metschnikowiaceae. The transcript has a single exon. Gene Ontology annotation, molecular function: nucleoside triphosphate diphosphatase activity. The record is from RefSeq and is a predicted model, not a curated record. Gene Ontology annotation, biological process: nucleoside triphosphate catabolic process. Bases 1 to 588 code for a protein of 195 amino acids. Gene Ontology annotation, cellular component: cytoplasm.